Molecule: messenger RNA, 1662 nt
Organism: Penicillium paradoxum
Lineage: Eukaryota; Fungi; Ascomycota; Eurotiomycetes; Eurotiales; Aspergillaceae
Product: TPR domain protein
Exons: 1
Coding region: 1-1662 (553 amino acids)
Cellular component (GO): intracellular anatomical structure
Molecular function (GO): protein binding
Source: RefSeq, a predicted model, not a curated record
AUGACCCAGCCAUCAGAGGACUAUUAUGAUCUCGGAGAAUAUCGUCGUGCCGUGAGCACAGUGAAUCAGGAUGCUCAGAUUUGGUUUAGUCGCGGCCUGAUUUGGGCCUACGCUUUCAAUCACGAGGAAUCCGUCCGAUGUUUUGAAAAAGUUGUCGAGCUGGACCCGACAUGUGCCAUGGGAUACUGGGGCAUUGCCUUUUCCCUAGGACCUAACUAUAACAAGCCGUGGCAGCAAUUCGAUGGACAAGAUCUCGUCUCUACUACGACGCGCGCCCAUCGCGCGAUCUUAGAGGCGAAGAAACACGCUCCCGCUGUGACACCAUUGGAGAAUGCGCUUAUCGAUGCAUUGCAGCAGCGGUAUCCGCAAGAACAACCCGCAGAGGACUGUUCAGAUUGGGAUAAGAACUAUGCCGAGGCAAUGACAUCAGUAUACAAGGAUUACCCGGAUGACCUGGACGUGACUGCUCUCUACUGCGAUGCGCUGAUGAACCUGACACCAUGGGGUCUGUGGGACAUCAAAACGGGCGAGCCUAUGCCCGGCGCGAAACCCCUCGAUGUGAAGAAAGCGCUAGACCGAGCUCUUGAAGAAGACGAUGCAUUCUACCACCCUGGUAUUUUGCACCUUUACAUCCAUCUAGUGGAGAUGUGUUCUACGCCUGAAAUCGCCCUGUCAAUAGCCAGUGAACUGCACGGUCUUGUCCCUGAUGCUGGUCAUCUGGAACACAUGCCCUCCCAUAUCUAUAUCCUCUGUGGGGAUUACAAAGGCGCCGCGGCUGCUAACUCCGCUGCUAUUCGCGCAGACGAGAAGUUCCUCGCGACCCAGCCCGUGGGCCAUACCUAUAACCUCUACCGUGCACAUAACUAUCACUUCAGGAUGUAUGCCGCCAUGCUGGGCGGGCGAUCGAAGGUCGCUCUUGAAACGGGCGCGCAGCUCGCGAGCAUCAUUACCGAGCCUCUUCUGCGCAUCGAGUCUCCGCCGAUGGCCGACUGGCUGGAAGGGUUUGUCGCGAUGCAAAUGCACGGGUUCAUCCGCUUCGGCCGCUGGGAGGAUAUUCUUGCUUCGGAGCUGCCGGUCGAUGCGGAGCUAUAUUGCGUCACGACUGCCAUGAUGCACUAUGCAAAGGGUGUUGCGUUUGCCGCUACAAGUCGUGUCGUGGAGGCGGAGGCAGAGCGAGAACGCUUUCUGCGAGCCAUGAAGCGUGUCCCCGCUUCGCGGAUGCUGUUUAACAAUCGCUGUAUCGAUAUUCUUGGCGUUGGCGAGGCGAUGCUGGAUGGCGAGAUUGCUUAUCGUCGCGGCGAGUACAAUACUGCGUUUUCAUACCUCCGGGAUGCUGUUAAGCGGGAUGAUUCGCUGCCGUAUGAUGAGCCAUGGGGCUGGAUGCAGCCGGCUAGGCAUGCGUUGGGCGCAUUGUUGCUGGAGCAGGGCCGUGUCCAAGAGGCUGCUGAUGUAUACGCUGCGGACCUGGGGAUUGAAGAUACAAUACCUCGUGCUUUAAGGCAUCCAGGAAAUGUGUGGGCCUCGCAUGGCUAUCAUGAGUGUAUGGUCAAGCUCGGUCGGAAAAGUGAGAUUCAUACAUGGGCCCAGCUGCUGAGGGAGCGCCUAGCUUGGGCGGAUGUGCCUAUCAAAUCCUCGUGUUUCUGUCGGCUGAGGACAGGAUGA